Molecule: messenger RNA, 261 nt
Organism: Gongylonema pulchrum
Lineage: Eukaryota; Metazoa; Nematoda; Chromadorea; Rhabditida; Gongylonematidae
Source: the annotation of a GenBank genome assembly
AUGUAUUUGUUGUGUGCUCACCGUGACUCGACGCCACUUAAUUCCCUGCCAUCUGCACAUCAUGAUGAAAUACCUCGACACGCAGCACUGCACUGUCAGGGUUACGUAGCUUUACUUGGAAGUGACGACCAGAGCUGGGGCUGGAAUCUUGUUGAUAAUCAACUAAUACAUAAUGGCACUCCAGUAAGCCCGUAUCCACGUAUCAACAAUCCACCAAAAUAUCAGACUGAUGAAUCGGAUUUGUUUUUUACAGUCUCAUAA